Molecule: messenger RNA, 1149 nt
Organism: Haliotis rufescens (red abalone)
Lineage: Eukaryota; Metazoa; Mollusca; Gastropoda; Lepetellida; Haliotidae
Product: probable pyridoxal 5'-phosphate synthase subunit PDX2
Exons: 3
Coding region: 192-854 (220 amino acids)
Biological process (GO): pyridoxal 5'-phosphate biosynthetic process; pyridoxine metabolic process
Cellular component (GO): cytosol; glutaminase complex
Molecular function (GO): glutaminase activity
Source: RefSeq, a predicted model, not a curated record
UGGAUAUCGGAUACCGAUGUUUUAACGUUGCACCAGAUAGUUACAAGUGUGUCAGGUCAAAGUGAAAGAGGUCAGAAUUAUUUCAUAAGACAAGCAUGACUCGCCAUUCAGACGAAUGAUUUGCUUCAGCAGCGCCUGAAUAUCCAGUGAUAUAACCUCGUCUUCUGCAAAAAUAUUUCCAUCUUUACAAAAUGGAAACAUUAAAAGUUGGAAUCCUUGAGAUUCAAGGCGCAUUCCUCGAGCAUAAGAUAUCCCUCCUGGCUGCUGCUAAGGAACUAUCAGAUGACGUCACAGUUGACGUCAUCGGUGUCCGGAAUGUGUCACACAUUACGUCAGACAUGGUUGGCUUGAUUAUUCCCGGAGGUGAAAGCACAGCCAUAAGUUUAUUUCUGAGAAGAAACGACAUGGAGCAGCCCCUGAAGGAUUGGGUUAAGGACAAGCAUCACGUGACUUGGGGAACAUGCGCAGGGAUGAUUCUGUUGUCCAAGGUUACGGAGAACCAAAAGAAGGGAGGUCAAUAUUCGUUGGAGGCCCUUGACGUAGUGGUAUCACGAAACUACUUCGGGAGACAAGUCAACAGCUUCGAAGGAGAUCUGAACAUCACCGACCCGGAACUACUUUCAAUGCAAACCGGAAACGAACCAUUUCGUAGUGUAUUCAUACGAGCUCCUGCUAUCAGCAGAACAACUGACCCGAGUGUCAAGAUCCUGGCCAGUGCGUCUACCGAAGACAAACCAGAAGCAGCUAUUGUGGGUUGUCGUCAGGGGAAUAUUCUUGCAACGGCAUUUCAUCCGGAACUUACCGAAGACACCCGAUGGCAUCUAUAUUUUCUUCGAAUGAUUCAACGUAGAUGACUGCAGAUGAGAAGACGAACGCUACUUCUUGUUAUGUGAAGUCCUCGUCAAGCAAAUACCGUGCAGGAUAAUGUAUAAUACUAUGUAUGCCUGUAUAUGUAAAAUUAGCCCUUUGAUUGAAUUCUGCAGGGGCAGGUACUGCAUUGAAUUGGAUAUUCAGUAUGACAUUCAGAUAUGUUACACCAUAUAUAUGGUCAAAUAUUAUUUUUCAAUUCGAAAUCAAAGCAUUUCGUUUCCUAGAUAUUGUAAAACUGUGGUUCUAAUGUUUCAUGAAUAAAGUUCAAAAUCCAGUGAA